This is a messenger RNA of Volvox carteri f. nagariensis, 999 nucleotides long. RefSeq lists its product as uncharacterized. Gene Ontology annotation, cellular component: endoplasmic reticulum membrane. The record is from RefSeq and is a predicted model, not a curated record. Gene Ontology annotation, biological process: cellular response to misfolded protein. The transcript is spliced from 5 exons. The coding region runs from base 1 to 606 and encodes 201 amino acids. Gene Ontology annotation, molecular function: Hsp70 protein binding. NCBI's taxonomy places the organism in Eukaryota, Viridiplantae, Chlorophyta, Chlorophyceae, Chlamydomonadales, Volvocaceae.
AUGCUGAAAACAUAUUUGCCAUGGAUGCCGUACCCGUUACUGUGCAGGGGCGCUUUCGGGUCUCCACACACUUUCCGGGCGCAGUUUGGUGGUGGACCGCGACAGAGGCGGCACCAUGGGCACCACCAGGGGGGUGGCGGGCAAGGGCAGGGGGCCGGGCAGGGGCCUACAGCUGGCGCACAGGAGCAGCAGCAGCGGGCGGCGAUGUUUGGCCUGGUGCAGCUCUUGCCGAUUGUGCUCAUCUUAUUCUUCACAUAUUUCCAAAGCAGUCAAUCCCCACCGUUUAGCCUGGCUCAGGACGCGACGUACCGAGUCCAAGUCCUGACUAAGAGGCUGUCAAUUCCUUUCUACGUGAAGACAAUCGCAGACCUGGAGAAGUCCUAUCCAUUAUCAAGCGAAGCACGCUUGCGCUUGGAACGCCAGGUGGAGAAUGCGUACUAUGAGCGGCUGGAGGCACGCUGCCAACAAGAACGACUAAUGCGGCACCGUGCCUGGACGUGGGGAAAUCGGGAGCAGGCGCGCUUGAUGAAGCUGGAGGCGUGCGAAGAGAUCGAAAAAGUCAACGAGAAGUUAGACAGUAUUCGCAGGCAGCAACAUGCAUACUAGCCCUUCGCACGCGACAGCUUGAUUUUUUCAGCCCAGCCGUUAUCCCCACUCAGGUCUUCCAAAGCCCAGGCGUUACCCCCGGUGACUCGGAUUGGACAAGCUACAUGUGUGAUAAGUGCGGAGGGCGGUUGUGACAGUUUGGUAGUCUCCACGAGCAGAAGACUUGGUGUACUGCAUUAUAAUUGGUGCAGGGGGCUGCCGACGCGAUGCUGUGAAUAAUCAAGGGGUGCUAUUACCUUCAAAAGGUUGAUGCGUGACACGGUCCUGCGGGUUGGUUUCAUGUAUUAUUUACGCCUCUAUUUACGGGCUUCUGUCGGCUGAUCGGCAGAGUAGACACGAUGUGUUCUAAAUCUCGGUAAACGCAGCCGUUAUGCCAUUUAAAUGUCUCGCCAG